Molecule: messenger RNA, 2265 nt
Organism: Funneliformis geosporum
Lineage: Eukaryota; Fungi; Glomeromycota; Glomeromycetes; Glomerales; Glomeraceae
Source: the annotation of a GenBank genome assembly
AUGGAUAUUUCAUUUAAUUGUUACAUCUUAACACCCUCAAGCGACGAUGAUUCUGAAACUUUUCCGGUUGAUAUUUACAGAGACAAUAAGAAUAAAAGAUAUUUCCAAAGUAAUAAAGCAAAGAUCACCUUAGCCAAUUUCAAAGUUUCACAUCUCAAGGAACACAUAUGUAAUAUAUAUGAUAUUAAAAAAGUUGACCAACGUAAAGUGAAAUUCUGGAGAGUUAAUGUCAAAGCAGAAAGGAUUGAAAAUAACAAUAUUUCUACCAAAGAUGAAAUUGUACAUAAACUUGAAGGACAAAAAAUGAGAGAUAAUGACUUGUUUAAUGAGUAUUUUAAAGUUGAAUUAGCAAAUCAGAUUGUAAUGGAAAACAUACAUAUUAUUACUAUCAUCCCCACCAUUGUAAUCCCCGCCACUGUAAGUCCUUCUCAGCAAGGAAUUUCACAAGGCACAUUAUCUUUUUUCCGUAAACGUCCUUCACUCUUAAAGUACAAUCUCCCUGGAGGAAUGUCUGGAUGUGGAAAAAUGAGGACUUGUUAUGAAUUACUUUGUGAAAACUGGGGGCUUUAUUUUGUUACGUCUAGAAAAGGAAAUGGAGGUUCAGCUGACAUCGAUAAAAUCCAAAGUUAUCUUGAUGCGAAUAUGACAGAAGAUUUUGACAAAAACCGCAAAUAUGCAUUAGAAAUUAUGCGUUGCACAAUUCUCUCCCGACUCUUUAUACUACGCCAUUGUUUAAAAAAUGCAUCUGCAUUCAAUAAACAGCGUUGGCUUCUAAUACAAAUUUGUCAAGAUACGUUUGGAAAGCUUUAUGAUUAUAAUGAUAAUAUGUUUGUUGCCCUUAUGUUUCAACUCAAUACUUGCACAUCAUCGUCUGUAAUGACUUACAUUGAUAACAUAUAUCAAGAAAUUUCAGAUAGCAAAACGUUUGUCAUUAUUCUUGAUGAAACUCAAGUACUCGAAACAGUACUUAAGGGAAAGUUUAAAUCACGAAUAACAUUGAGAGAACCAGCACCAUCAAUGGUCAAUCAUUGUGUCAUUCCGUGUGAUACUGGACUCAAAAUUUUUUCUCUUGAGGAUGUUCUUAUUACAGGAAUUUCGAAACCAGAAACUGAGAUAUCUAAAUUUACAGAGUUUGAAGGGUGGCAGGAUAUUGCUCAUGUGAAGAACUAUGUUAAUAAUCUUGUGAAUAUUAUUAUGGGUUCUCCGGCUGAAGAUGCUGUUAAUGCACAUUGGAAGGUCUUAACAAAGGCUUAUAACAAUGAUAAAUCACUAUAUAACCAGCUAUGUAGGAUCAUUGAAAUGGAAAGACCUAAUCAUGUGCUGUCAACUAAUAUUCCUAAUUUGUAUAAAAGCGUAACACUUGCCUAUUACUAUUCUGGAGGGCCAUUUUUGUUCACUGAUAUUAGUCAAAUGUCAUUAGUUGAAAGUGGUUUCGGGCGUCUCCGGUUUGUAAAUCCACCUACUAUUUCUCACCUAAAGCAAGAAUGUAAAGGUAUAGAUGAAGAUAAGUUGCGAAUCUCAAGUGUGAAUGUAGAUUUAUUACAUCCUGUAUUGGAAGGGAAGAAAUCUUUAGUUGCUUAUGUUGACGAACCCUUUGCUCUCACUGCUUUCUUCAACUUCUUUAAAGAUCACGAUAGUCUACCAAAAGAAAUUUUAAAUAUUAUGUCCAUAGUCAAUAAUGCGAGUUCAUGGGGAACAUUAUGGCAAAUUUAUUUAACUGAUGAGUUUGAGCGAAUGUUUAAUGGAAAGCUUAAUAUUAGAAAUAUGCUUGUAUUUGCUGAAGUUGCUAAGAAAUAUGACUUGCCUGCAUUCUGUAUAGGAUCACCAAAGAUUGCCAAAUCCUCUAAUGAUACCGUCCUACGAGUAGCAAAUGCAUCUGCAGGUUACACAUUGGAGAAAUUCUUUAAUGAAUCGCCUGAGACGUGUCCAACAUUUUAUUUUCCAGAGGAUCGUUAUGGUCCUGACCUUAUCUUUUUUGUUGAAUUUGAGGAAGUUACGGUUCCAGUUUUUGUUCAAAUGAAAUUACGUUAUUCAGUUAAAGAAAUGGCGGGAGCACUUAGUACGAUCCAUCCAGAUAUGUUUUACAAGGAUAAAAACAGAAAGGUUUAUAAUGAGGAAUCAAAUAAACACAUAAUCAAUAAGAUAAUUAAAAUAUGUGAAGUUAGCUCUAUUGGUUUAUUGGUCGCCUAUCCGGCUGAUGUAUUCCAAGAAUCUUAUGUCACAAAUAAUCAUCCAUAUGAUAUAAAGAAUCUAUCAAGCAAUUAA